CAACAGAGAACGCCCAGGGUGGCUUUUAGAGGCCAGAGUAAAGGAACUGCCUGAUCAUCAGCUGCAGACGCACAGAAGCAGAGCAAGCAGACACACCCACGUUUUCAUAGAAGCCUGAAGGACCCAGAGUUGCCUCAGAGCUCCCCAGACUGCGGUGCUGACAGCAGCUCCGAGCACACGGUGGGUCCGAAAGAUCAGUUUCAGCUCGUCCUCUCAGAAGAGCGCAGGAAAACCGGUGAAGGAUGUGUGCUCCUGGAUGGCCCAUCACACUUGUGCUGAUUCAGCUCUUUGGCUCAGUUACAUCAUCCCCUGUUGGCACUCCUGCUCCACUUUUCCCAUCACAAAUUUCAGCUCCCUCUUCAUUACCAGCACACCUCCUGGCUUCUCCCCUCAGCGCCACCCCCCCGACCACCGCCUUCAUCAGCAGCUCUGGGGAGUCCGGGUGUGAACUGAAGAUAUCACCAUCCAUUCUAGUGGUCAGAUUUGGAGAUCCAGUGAAAGUUAACUGCUCUAAACCAAGGUUUGGGUUUCCUUUUCUGGGCUGGGAAGUCUCACUGGGACGCUCUGAUUCCACUACAGAAGAUUCUCUGGUCUGGAGCGUGGACAGUGUGACUAAUUGGACCAUCGUAUCCACAUGUUACGCAGUUUCUGACCAUGGCGGCCAAUGCAACAUUUCUCUUCCUUCAAUUGUCUAUGAGCCUCCAAGCAGCGUUUCCAUCAAAAUCUUAAAUCACACUGGGCCAAUGUUUGAGGGGCAUCAGUAUGCUCUGCAGUGCACAGUUCACAAUAUUGCACCUGUUGCAAAAGUCAGUGUGACCUUCUACCAAGGAAAUACAGCACUGGGUCAACUCUGGUCCAAUAUCACAGUGAUGACACCAGUAAGUGAGAACUACACUCUGACCAUCACUCCAUGUAAAGAGGACAAUGGAAGUCAGUACUGGUGUGAAGCCAAACUAGAUCUGGGACCUGAAGGGCCACAACAGCCACCUUCGGUAAAGACAUCGCAAAACCUCACAGCUCUGGUCCUUUCAGCUCCAAACCCCAUCAGUCUUACAAAACUGCAAAAGGAAGAGACAGAAGGUUUAAAACACGAAGUAAUAGGAAACCAACAAUUAGGAGGAAGUGGAACUGCAAACAGCUGUAAUGGAUGCUUCAUAUUGGCCGCUCUUCUGGCUCAGAUAAUCCAAAGACUCUAAAACCAAGAAAUGAAAAGUCUCACGGCCCUCAUCCUACAGUUUGGACAAGUUUUUCCCAAUGAAGAAAAUGCUUAUGGACAUUUAUCUUUGACUCAUCCAACAAUUUAAUUUGAAAGCUUCAUUUCCUGUAUUUUUAUCAACAAAAAGGAUAAGUCUCAAAGAUGCUCUCUACUAAAGAGCCACCUCCCAGGUACAUGUUCUAUCACCAAAUAAGUACAAUAUGCUGUUUAUCUUUUUUCUGCUGCUCUGAAAAAAUGUUUUGUACAUUUUAUUACACAUCUAAUUUAGUGUUUUAUUUCCUGUGUACAUAGAUCAUCAGUUUUUGCUUUGACUAACUUGAAUCAACAGUUUCAUUUUGUGUCAGCUGUUUAACUCUUAUUUUUAGGAAAUAAAAAAGUACAUAAUU
Messenger RNA from Austrofundulus limnaeus, 1602 nucleotides. RefSeq names its product intercellular adhesion molecule 3. Lineage: Eukaryota; Metazoa; Chordata; Actinopteri; Cyprinodontiformes; Rivulidae. Gene Ontology annotation, biological process: cell adhesion. The record is from RefSeq and is a predicted model, not a curated record. Gene Ontology annotation, molecular function: integrin binding. The transcript has 7 exons. The coding region runs from base 243 to 1196 and encodes 317 amino acids.